AGCGGGGAUUAGAACCCAUGACCUUCUGACUCCCAGGCCUGUGCUCUAUACACUCUGCGGCUACUUGUCAUCAUUCCUUUCGUUCAUUCAUUCAGUCGUGCUUAUUGAGCGCUUACUGGGCGCAGAGCACUGUACUAAGCACUCGGGAGAGUCCAAUAUACCAGACGCAUUCCCUGCCUACAUUGAGCCUGGGGAAUGGGGGGGCGGGUCCGGCCAGGGCAGAGCCGGGCUCCCAGGGAAGCAGCGUGGCAUAGUGGAUAGAUCGGCGGCCUGGACGUCGGGAGGCCCUGGGUUCUAAUCCCGCUCCGCCGCUCGUCUGCUCUGUGACUCUGGGCGAGGCACUUGAUAAAUACCAUCGAUGGCCAUUAGGUCCCAGAGUGGUCGCCCCAGCUCCGAUUUAAGAAUCCGUCACGAUGGGUUUGAUCGUCAGAGUCGUCCUCCCCUUAAUGGCCGGGGCAAUCCGGGAACCCGGGUUCUAAUCUCGGCUCUGCUACUCGCGAGCGCUCUGUUCUCCCUCCCCUUAGAUUGUGAGCCCCGUGUGGACCAGGGAUGAUGUCCCUUUUGAUCGCACUCUGUCUAUCCAGCGCUUGGCUCAGAGUAAACACUUAAAUGCCAUCAUCAUUAGCAUUGCCGUUCUCGUUGAUAUCGUUAUUUUCUUUUCCGGUAGCCCAGAGGGAUGCUAAAUGUUAUUCUUUAGGUCCUGGGACCUAGAGCUGAGUGUUUGCCCAGGAGUUAUGACACCACGCCAGGACGGCGAGGGAUGAUUGUUUAAUCGGGUUCUGUUUGAAUUGAUUGAAAUUUCCAAGACUAGACAACGCAUUUUAAAGCAAGUCAAAGAUUACAUUAAAGAGUGCAGCCAAUGCCAGGAGAAGCUAGAUCGCUCUCGUCCAGGAAGGUAUGCGUCCGAAAUGUUGGAAGAAUUGGGCCUAGAGUUAGAGUCCGCCGAAGACAGCAACGAAACGGACGAGGAGCUGACUAACCCCGAGUCGGAACUGGGGCCGGUGUCCAGGACGGUGAAAAAGAAGCCAAUCUCCAAACAUGAACUUGUAUUUGUUGACACCAAAGGCCUUGUGAAAAGGUCUUCCCAGAAACACUGCCAGACGGUCUUAAACCAACUGAACCAGCAGAGACUUUCCAAUCAGUUCUGCGACGUUACCUUGCUAAUCGAGGGAGAGGAGUACAGAGCCCAUAAAUCUGUUCUGUCCGCAAACAGCGAGUACUUCCGGGAGCUCUUCAUUGAAAAGGGAGCGGUCUCCAGCCACGAGGCCGUGGUGGAUUUGUCAGGUUUCUGUAAGGCAAGUUUCCUUCCUCUGCUGGAGUUUUCUUAUACUUCAGUACUGAGUUUCGACUUCAGCAACAUGGCGGAGGUUGCCAUGUUGGCCCGACAUCUUUUCAUGUCAGAAGUCUUGGAGAUCUGUGAAAAUGUUCACAAGCUAAUGGAGGAUAAACAGAUCACCAUAUACAAAAAGGGAGAAGUCCACACGGUUGAAUCCACUCAGAAUUUAUCUGAACGAACCGGAAGCCCAGUGCCUUCUGGGGGCGACGGGCCCGGGGUUUUACUCAGUUUUGCCGGAAACGGUGCGGUUGGGCUGGCGGUGAACGGACAGUCGCCGGAUCCCGGACCGGGCGGUGAGAGCGCCCAGCGGACCGAGCCUCCGAUUCCUUCCGAGUCUCGGGAUUCCUCCGAGUCUCGGGUCUCUCCGGCCCCCACGGACGUCGGAAGCGACCGGUCGGAACCCGUCGCGGACCCUCCCGAGGAGGAGGCGGCCGACGACGGGAUAAAGCGAGAAAGCUCGGAGAGCAGAGAAGAGAACCCGGUUUCGGAGCCGUGCCCCGAGCCUGCGGUAGAGGAGGCCAUGGACACCGCCGCGCCCAGAAACGGCGCCGCGGACCCGGAGGAGAACGGCACGGGAAACGGAGAAACGGCCCUCGGGGGCCACGCCGAAGAACCCGAGGGCCAGCGUGGCGAGCCUCCGAGUGCCGGGGACGGCUCUCCGGAGGGCGAGGGGGCCCUCGGCCCGGAUGACACGUACAAAAGCAGGCUCCGUCAGCGCUCUGUCAGCGAAGGCGGGUACAUCCGACUGCACAAAGGCCUGGAGAAAAAGCAUCAGAAUAGGAAAGCCAAUCCUAAAUCAGCGGUACAACAGGUGGCUAUGAAGUUAGUUCAAAGGGGGAAAAAAAUGAAGCAGCCCAAAAGAGACGCUCCCGAGAAUCCGGACGAGGAAAGUUCGCACAAAUGCAGUGAAUGUGGGAUGGUUUUUCAGAGACGUUACGCACUUAUAAUGCACACCCUAAAGCAUGAAAGAACUAAAGAUUACAAAUGCCCAUUGUGUAAAAAAGAGUUUCAGUACAGCGCUUCUUUGCGAGCACACCUUAUUCGACAUACCCGAAAAACCGAGGCGCCGUCUUCCGCUGCCACGGAAGACCCGUCGGGAACGUCUGCCGAGAAGGGCAGGACCAAGCGGGAGUUCAUCUGCUCUAUCUGCGGGAGAUCGUUGCCCAAGCUCUAUUCUCUCAGAAUCCAUAUGCUCAAACACACCGGAGUCAAGCCGCAUGCAUGCCAGGUCUGUGGAAAGUCUUUCACCUACAAGCAUGGUCUCAAAUUGCACCUGGCUCUCCAUGAAGCACAGAAGCAGUUCCAGUGUGAACUGUGCGAAAAGUCUUUUGUCACAAAGCGGAGUCUGCAAGAACAUCUGAGCAUUCACACAGGAGAGUCAAAGUACCUCUGCUCGAUCUGCGGCAAGUCUUUUCAUAGAGCUUCGGGACUCAGCAAGCACCUCAAAAAACACCAACCAAAGCCGGAGGUUCGUGGUUACCAGUGCACUCAAUGCGACAAAAGUUUCUUCGAGGCUCGGGAUCUCCGGCAGCACAUGAAUAAACACCUGGGGGUGAAGCCGUUCCAGUGUGAGUUCUGUGAGAAAUGUUAUAGCUGGAAGAAAGAUUGGUAUUCCCACGUGAAGUCUCAUUCCGUCACCGAUCCUUACCGAUGUAAUGUGUGUGGCAAAGAAUUCUACGAGAAAGCCUUGUAUCGACGGCACGUGAAAAAGGCCACGCACGGGAAGAAAGGGAGAGCGAAGCAGAAUCUAGAACGGGUCUGCGAUCAGUGUGGAAGAAAAUUCACCCAACUGCGGGAGUACCGGAGGCACAUGAACAACCACGAGGGGGUCAAGCCUUUCGAAUGUCUGACGUGCGGCGUGGCCUGGGCCGACGCCCGCUCCCUCAAACGCCACGUGAGAACGCACACCGGCGAGAGGCCCUACGUCUGCCCCGUGUGCAACGAGGCGUACAUAGACGCCCGGACCUUGCGGAAACACAUGACCAAGUUCCACAGGGAUUACGUGCCUUGUAAAAUCAUGCUGGAGAAGGACACCCUCCAGUUCCACAACCAGGGGACCCAGGUGGAGCACGCCAUCAGCAUCCUGACGGCCGACGUCCAGGCCCAGGAGAGUUGCGGGCCGGAGGAAGUGGAGGCCGUGGUGGUGACGGGGGAAACCCUCGAAGCGAUCGCGGCCACGGAGGAGUGCGCCUCCGUGUCCACGCUCUCCGACCAGAGCAUCAUGCAGGUGGUGAACUACGUACUGGCCCAGCAGCAGGGGCAGAAGAUAGCGGAAGUGACGGAAGCCAUCGAGACGGUGGAGGUGGAGGUGGCGCACGUCUCCGACCCCGAGAUCGCAUGAGGAACCGUAAGGUGGUUUUCAGGAGCGCGUGGCUUUCGGUCCGAUCGGCGUCGGGGUCUGUUAAGUAAGGUUCCGCAGUGGGCUCGAUGCUUUACCCGGGAUUCUUUUAUUCUCCAAUUCCAGAGGUAAGACGGUCUCCAUUUGCCCCAGUUGUGAGAGAGGGAGAGAAAAAGAAAAAAGCCCGGGAUUUAGGAUUCUGUUUUUGACUGUAGAGGGGCCAGGGCGAGUCGGGUCCGUAAAUUUGUGGCCAUGUUUUGGCACUGUGGGAUGUUACCCCUUCUGGGCUCUGGACAUCUUCUCCCCCACUCCCCCCGCCCCACUUCCGAAAGUCGUCCGAGUCACGUAGUUGUAAUCUAGCGGAUAGUGGGACGCGCCCAAUAUCGAAGGGUUCGGAAGGGAUCGACGGAAGAUCGAUCGGCCCGCUUUCCACCCUGAAGGCGCCCGGCGUCGGAUACCGGGGACCGGCGAGGUCUCUCCAGACUGACGCGACGCGUUCCUUCCAAAGACUCAGUCGAAAGGAGGACGCGGGAUGAAACCAGGAACGUACGUUGAACCGCUUCACGGAAGACGUGCUUCGACGCCUGAGCCGCCGUCACUUGCACUAAAUUUUACGAACGUCGCCGGGUCUCGUCGGUCCGGCUCCGAGAAUUACGGCAGACCUCGGGCCCUCGCCGUAAACUCUGUUAGAGAAUCCUGGCCCCCGGGGUUAGAAGAGAAAGUCUUCGUUUUAAUGAAGCCGCCCGACGCGUGUGACGCUUAAAGAUCCCUCCUUUCGUAAAACUGCCGGCCACCGCCUCGCUUGGCCGCAAUCACCGCAGGGAAGCCACGUGAGCCGGAGUCUCCGUGAAAUAACCCAGAACGGUACCGAUUUAGCGUCCGGUUUUCGGAAGCCUGCCCGUGAAGCGUGAAUCGCCACCGGUCGAAAGCACAAGGAAGGUGUGCCGUGGUGUGCCAGCUCCUUACCGGACUCUUGAUCCCGUUUUGCCUUUCACUGGACUUUAAGAGAAAAUAAGAACUGGACCUGCGGGCGAUGUCCGACUUUACCCCUUUUUAAAACGUAGUAGCCAGGUUGCUAUUACAACUAAGCUAAGGAUGCGAAGUUUACAGGUCACCCCAACUUGGGCACAAUUUAAAAUUCCCUAAAAACAGCUCUAUCAUUGUUUCUCGAUUUGUUGGUUUUGGUUUUUUUUUUUUUUUUUAAAGAGUCGAAAAGAGUACUUUCAAACUAGUCCUUCGGUACACAGUGCAGGACCGAGCGGUCAGGGCAUUCUCGUCGUCGAAGCCUCAGAGCUUCACGACGCUGCAUCUGACAGUGUUGGAAGCUACUUGGUGACUAGACUCUUUGGCUUGGAAAAAGUUAAGAGUCCACCAUUACGGGCUCAAGAGUUUGAAAAUGCAGUAGACUCCGUAGAAGGAAGGAUCCAAUCUCCCGAUACGGUCGAUUUCCUCCCCCCCCCCCGGGGCAAACCUAAAACCGUAUCCGCACACCGGGUCUUGUUUUCUUUGAGCCGGAGAUGUGUCGCCGUCCUCCCGGGCGAAGAGGGAGCCUUGAGGUAAAACUUUGACUCGUGUGCCUUUCUAAUCAGGUGGGAACUGAGUCCAGCCUAAAAGGGAUCAAUGCUGGAGUUGUCCAGAUGAAACCCGGGUAAGCAUUUACGGCGUUGGCAGAGUUAAACUCUGAACACCCUGUGGGGCUCGCUCUUGGAUUUAAAAACAAAACUUCCUCCGAGGGGAAGUACGAUGCUCGUGCUGUAUUCCAGAAAAUGUGUAUAUUUUGCAAUUGUCGGUAAUUGUAUAAAUUAUUGUUAAUAAACAACUUUCUCCUCA
Ornithorhynchus anatinus (platypus) is the source of this 5504-nucleotide messenger RNA. RefSeq names its product zinc finger and BTB domain containing 11 (gene ZBTB11). Gene Ontology annotation, biological process: regulation of immune system process; regulation of cytokine production; negative regulation of transcription by RNA polymerase II. Gene Ontology annotation, molecular function: DNA-binding transcription factor activity, RNA polymerase II-specific; protein binding; RNA polymerase II cis-regulatory region sequence-specific DNA binding. Gene Ontology annotation, cellular component: nucleus. The transcript is spliced from 12 exons. The coding region runs from base 909 to 3677 and encodes 922 amino acids. The record is from RefSeq and is a predicted model, not a curated record. NCBI's taxonomy places the organism in Eukaryota, Metazoa, Chordata, Mammalia, Monotremata, Ornithorhynchidae.